Molecule: messenger RNA, 5688 nt
Organism: Mugil cephalus (flathead mullet)
Lineage: Eukaryota; Metazoa; Chordata; Actinopteri; Mugiliformes; Mugilidae
Product: retinoic acid-induced protein 1
Exons: 6
Coding region: 330-3197 (955 amino acids)
Biological process (GO): regulation of transcription by RNA polymerase II
Cellular component (GO): nucleus
Source: RefSeq, a predicted model, not a curated record
UUUAAAACUUUCGGGAGCGUUGUAUUAUUUCAUUAAAAAAUAAAAUUAAAUUAAAUUAAAAAAAAAAAAAAAAACUACCAAAGUGCAUUAUUAAUUAUUUUAUUGUGAAAGGCUGUCCGGAACCAGGAGGUUAUGUUCAACCUGACGCUGCUGUUAUCAGAAUAGUGUGUUCCUGGAAAGUGUGUGGAUCUUAUUUAAUUUAGGGCUUUUCUCUUUGUGUAGUUUCAGUGGGAUUCGUUGGAAGGGACGUGCUGUUCAAAGAGAUGCAGGGUGGGACGGAUUCUUAACAGGACCUUUAAAAACGCCACGAUUCCUCCCGACCGGUUGUUAUGGAGCAGCCACCUGGGAGCAUAGAUGAUCUACAGCCUCAAGACCUGUCUGCCUCUGGCAUCCCCACUGUGAUUGACCUAACCAGGAAAGGAGACGAAUGUGUCCUCAACUCUACGCCUGUCAAUGCCCUGCGGGUGGCCAAGAGCCCUGGCUGUUUCCCGAACUCUGGGACCAGCCAACCUGGAUUACACGUCUCCGAGACUGGCUCAACGGACGUGGCGCUCCCAUCAGGGGAUCAGAUUCAACCAGACAAUGCCUUCUCCCACACUACGGUCACCCUCUCCUACGUGAGCAGGUCUCACGUCUUCUCCACUCAUGACUCUCUAUCUCAGCAUUCAGCCCCGCACGGUGUACCGCCUAUCAGCAGCUUUAACCUCCACCCUUCUUGCGAUGCAGAUAAAGGGCUCGGGGCGACAGGCUACAAACUGAAACAGCCUUAUUUGGAGCAGGCUGAGGGGCCCGUGGACCUCGCCACGCAGACAGAACAGUUACAGUUUCAGGCUCAAGUGGGACCGGAGAACGACGUUCGAGGAUGUGUAACACAGAAACCCCAUGAGUGUAAUGGGGCUAUUUCUUGGGAGGAGGAUGUAGAGAAGCCUCUACAAGGUGAAGAGGAGCGGAGCCACACUAUGGACAACAGGGGUUUGGAAAAUGGUCAAGGUGAGAACUGCUCUUUAGCGUGUGCUGAAUCUUCACCAGAGACUGUCACCCAUGUCACUGGAGGGGAUAAAGAGGGCUCUGAAGUGCUCUUCCUCAUGUCUAAGAAACAGGACUCAGCAGUCAUUAGAUCAGACGGCGCAGGCUGUAGAGAUCUGCGUUCUCUGAGCAGGGAGUAUAUAAGUCCCCUGGAGGACCCCGUCUCCCCCUCCGCUACCUCACUCGAGGAUGUAGAGGAUGUGUACCUGCUGCCUCAGGCUUCCUGCUCACCCAGCGCCGACAACUCUUCUCUAGAGACGGCCGAGGAGGUUGCAUGUGACGGCUUGAAUACGGAAGGAGCUAUUCAGCCAAGCCCUGGCGUCAGCGAUGGCACCUCAAAGUCAGAUUUGAGCGACGGCAAUAAACAGCCAGCCCAUAGACGGAAGGCUGUGUUGGAGCCUCUGCUUGACCUGACAGAGGAUGUUUGUGUGUCAGGUGUUGUGGAAAACAAACCCAAGACUGUUGUUCCUCACAUGAAUGGGAAUGCAAAGGUGCUAGAAAGAACUUUAGAGGAGAAAAAACUGCCUAUGCGUUUGGGUAGAGGUACGCGGUUGGAGGCCAUAGUCAUGAACAUAAAUUCCAGCAGGUAUAAAGUGUCAGGAUGCAUACGCUCCAAUAAGAAUGCAAAGGGUUCUCAGUCAGCAGCUAGUGAUUCUGCCUUAGCCAGUCUUAAGAGUAAUGACGCUGUGUCGGUAGGUAAAAGGAAAGGCAGAGAGAAGACAUCGUUCUCUGUGAAAACACAGAAAGUAGUAACUCCAGUUAAAAGGGGAAAAACCAUUAACGUUAAUACUGACAGUUGUAAAGACUCUACCUCUGAUUGUGAAAUCAACAAUUCGAAGAAAUCAAAUAGCAGCACACCUCCAAAAAGUCCUCAGUUUACCAUGCACAAAAGGUCAAAGAGAAAAGCAGUGGAUACGUCUCACCAUGUGCACCCACCACAGCUUAGCCCUGUAAAGUCAAAUGGGAAACGCUCCUCACAGUCGAGGCCUCAGGUUCCUGUGCACAAGAACUCGAAGAAAGAGCCAGAACUGCCUUCUCAGCCUGACCCCUCAGUGGAAAGUUGUACGGAAACAUUUACCCCAGCACCAUCUCCAUCAAAAUCUCCAAAGAAAAGCCAGGGCACAGCCAAAAGCAAAUCUCCCGCUAGCAAAACAUCUCCAGCUGCCAAGACAAAGGCGGCUCGCUCUACCAAACGAAGGAGAAAGAAACACAGACAGGCCCAGUCUUCCUCCAUGUUCGCUCCCAAAGAGCCAGAGAUCAAGUUGAGGUAUGUCAACUUCAAGGAGGAGAAAAGGGACUCAAAGUUGGACAGUUUCUCUCCGUUUAUCCGCGUGGAGCGUCACCAGUCGUCACCGUUGCUGUGCACUGUGAUCAACUAUCCUGAGGACGUGGGGACGCAACACAAGAAGGGCCAGCAGCAGCAGGCUCACAGCAGUGGCUUUCUUUCCGCAGUCAUACCCAGCACUUCCUGUCUGCAGCUGGGCCGGGUUUCCACCCACAGCCAGCACCAGCGCUCCCUCGUCUGCUGCCUGUGUGGGGAGGCUGCCAAUGCCAUGGACUUGGGGGACCUUCAUGGCCCCUACUAUCCUGAGGGGUAUCGGAUCACCACCAAAACACCAACCAGCACGUCGGGCCUCAAGGAGGACGAGGAUGAUUACAGCGACACUGACUCGUCGUCCUGCAGCGUGAGGGGAAGGGGGAGGAAGUGUGCCGUUACACCCAGGCCCUGGGCCGUCCGGCCGGGUGCUCAGCUGAAGCAGGUGACGGGCGACAAUACCAGCAGCCCUGCGGCUAAGAGGGCUCGGUCAGACGCUGGGUGUGCAGAUGCGGAGGACUGGUACAGCCCCCCUGUGCUGCCUCUGGAGCCCUGCGAGUACUGGCUCCAUGAAGACUGCAGCAUCUGGUCUGCAGGCGUGUUCCUUGUGAAGGGCAAAGUCUACGGGCUGGAGGAGGCCGUCAAGGUGGCCCAAGAGACGAUUUGUUCAGCGUGCCACAAUCCAGGUGCUACACUGGGCUGCUUCUUCAAAGGCUGCCCCAACAAGUACCACUACAAGUGUGCUCUGGAGUCAGCAGACUGCAUUCUCAUUGAAGAAAAUUUCUCCAUGAAGUGUAAGAAGCACAAGAACAAGACAUUCAAAGCCCCUCCAGGGAACCGAUCAGAGGACAGGUGACAGUGAACCUCAUGAGAAAAUUCACCUGCAGCAUCCUGCAGAGGUUCUCCUCCCCCCUCUGCUGGUAACCAUGGCGAACGUGGACCAGGGUUCUUCUGACUGACAGCUAGCACCCACAAACCUUAACUUCCCCCUCUGCUCUUCAACUGCACUGUUAAGCCCCGACACUGUGACUGGAGGAGCCCAGUCCCUGAAGCCUCUCUCAGUCCGGUCUGACGGUACUCAUCAGCACACACCAACUGUGGACUGAGGGGAAAACUACUCUGAAAGUAACAUGCUGAAUUUGUCAUUUGUGUAGUUAUUUAUAUAGGAUUUUUUUCCUCCGUGGAUUCAAAUGGAAUAACAAUCAAAGAUAUUUAAUUUUUUUAAAGAUUUUCUAAGUAUUUGAUUAUAUUUGGUUUAUUUAUUAUUGGACUUGGCUUUUCUGUGGCUUCUUUAGCAGCUGUCAAAGAGGUUUGAUUGAUUGUGUGUGUUUUUUUAAGUUAUUUGGAAAAGCAUUUCGACAUUAAAAUAUCAAGCCAGCCGAGGAGAUGCUGGUUUUAUUACAGGAUGGGACAGAAGGACAAGGCGUCAAGAUGUUACCCUCACAGAUUAAGGUACCACGACAGGGUUACAUGUUAACAUCGCAUGGACGUUAACGUUUGUGUUUCCUUUGCAAAAUUCAAAUUCAUCUGAACAAUGCACUAGACCCAGUUGAUGAUAUAGAGGGAGCCGAACAGUGUGUGUUUGAAUGUAUUAUCAUAAGAAGCACUUUGGACCUCUGCUCAGGCUGCAGUAUUACCUUCCUCAGCUGACUGUCUCAACCCUCCUUCCCUUCAGGCUCCCUCCUGAGGCUCUUUGACGCCUACAGGUCAACCUUUGAACUUUAAAAGAGCCCCAUCCAACUGGCAGAAUGACACCACGUGUUUCUUUUUAUUUGGCUUAAAGCACUUUGACCUCCCAGUCCAGACUCGGAGUACUGCAAUGUGCCCAAGUUGCAUUUGUCCGUACUGACCGUAAACCCAUCGGUAGAAUAGAACUGUGGUAUAAUUUGUUGGAAAACCCUGUGAAGGGACAUUAGAUUCUUCCUGUUUUUUAACUUGGCAGCACAAUAUUCACUUUGACAAAAUCCCUUUAGGAUUGUACUAGACCACCCAGCCGAAGAAUUGUUGUCUUGCUUUCAGCAGCGUCAUGGAUGAUAUAAGAACGUUUGCAGGUAUAACACUCAUUUCUGUGCCGACACAUCUUUGGUUUACAUGAUUUUUACGUUCAGUAGGAAUGGCCAUGCUAGUAUUGAUUCCUCAGUACUGCUGUUCCAUGGCUUGUCUUGGGCCUAAAUGAUGCAUUUGCAUCAGAACCUUUCUGAAAUCGCCUUAUCUGACAUACAAAAGGUAAACAUGUUUUUUUUUUUCCUAUCUUCAUAAACUUGAGGUGCAAUGACAAAUCAGUGGAUGUACUGCACAUGGCGUGUGUUUGGGCAUCCUGAUGACUGAAGGCAGCUUGCAGGCACUUUUCUGCUGCAGACUUAGUCGUUGUGAAGACCAGAGAGGCAUGAUGGGCCGAUUCCUUCUGAACCCUCUGACCAUGCAGGUCCACACUGACUCUCUGGGAAUUGUUUAAAUCACAUACAGAGAUCACUUCCUGGUGCACUGGUGCCUGUUGAAUCGGGUCAGGGCGUUUGGUCUUUCAGCCUACCAGUUUUAUGUUAGAGAACAGUGGAAAAGUGGUUGUUCAUGUCCCCGUGUACUUCCACAUAGCACCAUUAGAGGCAGCGUUGUGCUGUCUGAAACCAGCGAGGUCUGUUCAGCCAUGACUCCACAUCAGUGGACAACAACACAGAGGCAGCUGGAGACUUGGGCACAACACACACCUAGAGCUCCUUACUAUGACAACACCGUGUUUGUUCCAUCUGUGCCAUCUACAUGUUUUUGUGUUUUGUUUUUUUUUUUUUUGUAUUGUAUUUUCAAUUCAGUUGCAGUGAAAUUAUUAUUUUGUGUGUAAAGAUUUUCAGCAGACCUGUACUUUUCACUCCAGUUUUUUUUUACAAGCAGUCACACCAAAUACAGAUUUUGGAAUAUGUAUUAUUAUUAGAGAGCUUAAAAUGUUUUUUUUAAAAAAAAACAAACAAACAACAAAUCUUUUGUCCGUGUGUUGAUCUCAGGGCUAAAUCUCAGAUAUUUAAUCAUUUUAUUUUGUCAUUUUUAUUUAUCCCUUGUCAACCCCACAAUAACUGGAAUAAUGAUACAUGUAGCAGGAUGUGAUGAUCUCUGCUGAUGCAAAGCCUUUCUUUUUUUUUUUUUUUUUUUCUUCUGUCCUGGUACACACUACACAUUCCAAUGCCUCCCCCAUGUGUCCGUCAGUGCUGUGGUGUUUUUAGGUUUAACGUGGGACUGCCAACUCAUCGUCCCAGUUUUGUCAUCGUCUUAUUUUCUGGUAACUUUUUGUAUCGUCUUAUUCACCUCUUGGAGCAUCAGAGGUCAUGUUAUUGUCAAAAUUAAAUAUUUUGUUCAGC